AUGGCUGGGAAGGUGCUGUCUUUGCUGCCGCUGCUGCUGUUAGCUGCAGUGGGCCUCGUCGGUCUGCUCCUGCUCUGUAUCCGCACCCAGGACGUCCAGGAACCCCCCCGCCUCAAGUACGGCAUCGUCCUGGAUGCUGGCUCUUCACACACCUCCAUGUUUGUGUACAAGUGGCCAGCAGACAAGGAGAAUAACACUGGUAUCGUGGGUGAGCACAGCUUCUGUAAUGUGCAUGGUGGGGGCAUUUCCAGCUAUGCAGAUAAUCCCCCCAGGGCUGGCCAAAGUCUCGUUAACUGCCUGGACAAGGGGCUUAAGGACGUGCCUAAGGAGCAACAUGCCGACACACCCCUGUACCUGGGGGCCACUGCAGGCAUGCGGCUGCUCCAGCUGACCAAUCCCCAGACCUCAGCCAGAGUCCUUGAGAGUGUGACACAGACACUGAUUAAGUACCCCUUUGACUUCCGGGGUGCCCAGAUCCUGUCUGGACAUGAUGAAGGGGUGUUCGGCUGGGUGACCGUCAACUACCUGCUGGAAAAUUUCAUCAAGUACAACUGGGUGGGCCAGUGGCUCCAGCCAAAGAAGGGGACACUGGGCGCCAUGGACCUAGGGGGUGCUUCGACACAGAUCACCUUCGAGACAGCCAGUCAAGCUGAGGACCCAGCCAGUCAGGUCCAGCUGAGGCUCUAUGGCCAUAACUACCGCGUCUAUACCCACAGCUUCCUCUGCUACGGGCGGGACCAGGUCCUCCGGAGGCUGCUGGCCAGAGUCCUGCAGGACAAAGGCGCCCACCCAUGCUGGCCGAGUGGCUAUACCGCCCAGGUGCACCUCCAGGAUGUGUACGGGUCCCCGUGCACAGAAGGCCAGCGGCCACACACCUUCAACAGCAGCGCUAGUGUCCGCCUGUCAGGAAGCAGCAACUUUACCUACUGUCAAAGCCUGGUGGCAGAGCUGUUCAAUCGCUCCUUUUGCCCUUUUUCUCACUGCUCCUUCAAUGGGGUUUUCCAGCCCCCUGUAGCUGGGAACUUCAUGGCCUUCUCUGCCUUCUUUUACACCAUAGAAUUCCUGAGAACUGUGAUGGGAUUUCCCGUGGCAACCUUGAAGCAGCUAGAGGUGGCUACGGGGAGGCUCUGCAACCACACCUGGCACCAGUUGCAGGACCUGGUACCCAAGAAUGAUUCUCGCCUGGCCGACUACUGUGCGGUGGCCACAUUUGUGCAACAGCUGCUGAGCCAUGGCUAUGGCUUCGAUGAUCAUGCUUUCCGUGGCGUGACUUUCCAGAAAGAGGUCCGGGACUCAUCUGUAGGCUGGGCGCUUGGCUACAUGCUGAACUUGACCAACAUGAUCCCAGCCGAACCACCGAGGCUGCGCAAGAGUUCAGAGUUUGGUUCCUGGGUGGUCCUCCUCUUGCUGUUUUCCUUCCUGCUCCUGGCUGCACUAUUCCUCCUGCUGCGCCGGGCGCGCGCUGCCAAGUCAUCAAACAUCAGCUAG
Messenger RNA from Chrysochloris asiatica (Cape golden mole), 1488 nucleotides. It is a transcript of the gene ENTPD2, whose product is annotated as ectonucleoside triphosphate diphosphohydrolase 2. The transcript has 9 exons. Gene Ontology annotation, biological process: nucleoside diphosphate catabolic process. Gene Ontology annotation, molecular function: UDP phosphatase activity; GDP phosphatase activity. The coding region runs from base 1 to 1488 and encodes 495 amino acids. Lineage: Eukaryota; Metazoa; Chordata; Mammalia; Afrosoricida; Chrysochloridae. The record is from RefSeq and is a predicted model, not a curated record. Gene Ontology annotation, cellular component: plasma membrane.